CUGAGAUCACCAGUCUGCCGCAUUACAUGCUUGGUUUCACAUAUAUUACUACUACUACUUUACUUCAAUUUUACUUUAUAUUAUUUGACUGCAGGUGGUGACGUUUGAUGUGAUUUAACUGCUUAACUUGACAACUUUCUAUGCGUGAAAUACAAUGUACUUUAUGCCACUUAGCGGCGGCACGUCCAACUACUUCGCGCGUAUGUACGUCAAUACGGCACUGUAAAAAAGUCGUAAUGUUUGCAUCGUGCAUCAAUGUGCUAUAUUUAUUCUCUCUCGCGCUACCCCUGCAUCACUACAACUUAUGUAUAGUGAGCAUUGCUUUCUGCUACAGAAAUGGAAUACAAGUUUGAAUCGCGCGAUUUCAAAAACAUUCUUCUACUGCCGCGAUAAUGUGUUGAAUUAAGUUUUUGAAUGUGAAAACUUGCACGAGAAAUAUUAUGGAACUGGGUUGAUUAUUCUGUUUAUAGAACCGUUCGCAGCUCGCACCAAAGAUUCAUUAAGUUCUAGGUUAGUUGGGGUGUGCUGAGUGUUUGCCGAAGGAUGACAGAAUCUCAAUUUUUAGAAUCAAAAGUUUUGCGUCACUAUUUAAUUUUAUAAGCACUAGUGUGUAUACGCAACGAUGUACAGACCGAACCAAAAUGGUAAUUCCCAAAGGAAUAACAACGAUCAAACUGCAAAUAGGAAUCGUUCUAACAACAGAUAUCAACGGUAUUAUCGUAAUGAGGUAGACAAUAAUUCUAUCCAAGCUACCGUAUUGGAUCAAUUCAAAGAAUCAUGGUUGACGGCGAUCAUUGGAUUAAUAUUAUUCGCAACUGCAAUGUGUAUUUUUGUUUGGAAUGAAGGAAGAGCAGUAAAAAUGGCUUACUCUUUGGACGAAGCGCUGAAUAAUAUUGCUGUAGUUCAGAGCAAUGUAAAACCAUUGCCAGAGUUCGAGGGUCGUUUGGUUUAUGUAUCAGGUCCCAUAAGUGUAUCAGAACCAUUGACAGAACCUGAUUAUGGUGUAAUGGUCGCUAGCAUUAAGUUAAAAAGGAGAGCUCAAAUGUAUCAGUGGAUAGAAAUAGAAGAAGAGAGAAGUUUUCCGGGGUCAGAACCUACUGAAGCAGAUAAACAUUACUACUAUACAACUGAGUGGAGAGACAAGUUAAUUGACUCUGACUCUUUUUACAUAAGAUUUGGCCAUGAAAAUCCUAAAGAAAUGCCCAUCAAAAGUCAAACACAAAUUGCAGAAGAGGCAUACAUUGGAAAUUUUCAACUGGGAAUGGAUUUAAAGAAAAAAUUCAAUGAUUUUGUUGAAGUGACAAGUGAUGAGAGACCAGAGAGAAAAGAUAUUAAGAUGCAUGCUGGAUUAUACUACUAUGGUGAAGAUCUAUGGGAACCCAAAGUAGGAGAUAUAAGAGUUCAGAUGUCGUAUGCUGGAAAAGCAGGAGACAUUUACUCAGUCGUAGGGAAAUCAGAAAAUGGUGUUAUCGAACCUUUUAUUACUUCUCAUGGGCAGGAAAUUCUACUUCAAAGAAUGCAUGAAAUAUCUGUAGAUCAAAUGUUUCAUCUUGAGCAUAGAGAUAAUUAUUGGAGAACUUGGGCUAUAAGAGGAAUUGGUUGGUUAGUCAUGUUUUUAGCAGCAACUUGUUUGGCUAACAUUUUAAAAACUAUCAUUACUAACUCUAAUGUGCUAUGUGGAAUAAUAGCAGUUGAAUCACUUACUAUAUCAGUUUCCAUGUCUAUUAGCAUGUUAGUAGUUGGAUUUGCUUGGGUCUGGUACAGACCAGUGAUUGGAUUAGGAUUGGCAUUAGCUUCCAUUUUACCAUUUAUGUACUCAACAAUGGGUUCCAGUGGUCCAUCUGCGGCCCCUGGACAACAACAAAGAGACAAUUAUAGAAGACUUUAAAAUUUUUAAUUUAUUAU
This is a messenger RNA of Trichogramma pretiosum, 1905 nucleotides long. It is a transcript of the gene Tmem43, whose product is annotated as transmembrane protein 43 homolog. The record is from RefSeq and is a predicted model, not a curated record. The transcript has 5 exons. Bases 623 to 1888 code for a protein of 421 amino acids. Gene Ontology annotation, biological process: nuclear membrane organization. Gene Ontology annotation, cellular component: nuclear inner membrane. NCBI's taxonomy places the organism in Eukaryota, Metazoa, Arthropoda, Insecta, Hymenoptera, Trichogrammatidae.